AUGGAAGAUCAACCACAGGGUGUUAAAGAGAGUUUGGUGCAGCCACAUAACACUAAUAUGACUACUGAAAACACAGAAGAGUCAACUCAAAAUGAGGUAGAUUCUAAAACUGCAAAAGGAAAACGUAGAAGAAAAUUGACUUCAAAUGUUUGGUCUUGUUUUAAUAUGCUUCCUGUAGAUCAAGAUAAUCAAACACAAAGAGCUGAAUGCAAGCAUUGCGGUAAAAUAUAUAAUGCUGACCCCAAGUAUGGGACAGGAAACUUAAGUCGUCACAUGAAAAGUUGUGAAAGAAGAGACACUCGUGAUAUUGGGCAGCUAGUGGUUUCUCAAGACAAAGGAAUUGUGGCCUUGGGCUCAAAAAGAUUUGAUCCGAAUCACUUUCGUGAAUUGAUGACUCGUGCAAUAAUUUUACAUGAUUUGCCUUUUUCAUUUGUUGAAUAUGAAGGUGUGAGAGCUACAUAUGAAUAUUUGUAUCCUGGAAUCACUUUAGUAACUAGGAAUACUGCAAAGGCUGAUGUUGUUAAGAUGCAUGCAUUAGAAAAGGCAAGGAUUAAAUCAAUGUUGAAUAAUAAUUCUAGUAGAAUUUGUUUGACAUCUGAUUUGUGGACUUCUAUAGUGACUGAUGGUUACAUAACCAUUACUGCUCAUUUCAUUGAUAAAGAUUGGGUGCUACAAAAAAGAAUUCUAAAUUUUUGUUUCAUUCCUCCACCACAUUCUGGUGUUGCAAUAUGUUCAACAAUGUUUGAGUUACUAUGUGAAUGGGGAAUUGAAAAGAAAUUGUUUGCUCUUACUUUGGAUAAUGCUUCUUCCAAUAAUGUGACUGUUGAUUUAUUGCAAAAAGAUUUGACAGCUAAAAAUGCACUUCCUUGCAAUGGUAAAUUUUUUCAUAUUCGUUGUUGUGCCCAUAUUCUUAAUUUGGUAGUGCAAGAGGGGUUGAAAGAUAUAGAUGGUGUGGUUCUAAAAAUUCGUGAAAGUGCAAAAUAUGUUAGAGGUUCACAAGUUAGAAAGAAGAAGUUUCUAGAAUGUGUCAAUCUUGUAGGUCUUGACUCUAAGAGGGGUUUAAAGCAAGAUGUGCCAACUAGAUGGAAUUCAACUUUCCUUAUGCUUGAUAGUGCUAUAUAUUAUCGUCGGGCAUUUUUCCAUUUGGAAUUAAUUGACAGAAGCUACAAGUCUUGUCCUUUACCAUACGAAUGGGAAAAAGCUGAGAAGAUUAAUGAAUUCUUAGAACAAUUUUACAAUGUCACUUGUAGUUUCUCUGGAACUGAGUAUCCCACAUCUAAUUUGUAUUUUCCAUCAGUGUAUUCUUGUUAUUUUUCACUGAAAACAGCAAAGGAGAGUGAUGAUUCAUAUCUAUCAAGUAUGGGUAGUUUAAUGAUUGAGAAAUUUGAGAAGUACUGGAAAGAUUUCAGUAUAAUAUUGACCAUUGCAGUGGUUCUUGAUCCUCGUUACAAGUUGAAUUUUGUGGAUUAUGCAUAUACCAAAGUUUAUGGUGUAAAGGGAUCACCACAAUUUCUUGAGGUAAAGGAGCAUUUACACAAAUUAUUUUCUGAGUACUCUACAGAGAAGCCUUCUAUGUCAUUAUCUUCUAAAAGUGAUGCUCCAAACACUUCCAGGAACUCAGACUUUUAUUCUUUUGAAAAUCAAGAACAAGCAGCUACACAAAAAUCUGAAUUGGAGUUUUAUUUAGAUGAACCAAGAUUAAGUAUCAAUGUAGAUUGUGAUAUUCUUGACUAUUGGAAAGGAAAUCAGUUCCGAUAUCCUGAGCUUGCUGCUAUGGCUCGUGAUGUUUUGAGCAUUCCUAUAUCUAUUGUUGCCUCUGAAGCUGCAUUUAGUGUGGGUGGUCGAGUACUUGAUCAAUAUAGGAGUUCACUUAAGCCAGACAUAGUUGAGUCAUUGAUUUGCACAAGAGAUUGGCUAUUUGGAGAUAUGGAGAACACAAAAUCUAUUCGUGUGGCUGUGGAUGCAAUUAUUGAUGAUGUGCUCAACUUGGAUAUCAAUGACCAUACAUAUUCAACAUCUUCUCAAAAUCAAAGUUCCCAUGACAGUGUUCAACAAGACAGUAAUGUAGUAAUGGAAGUACAACUUUCGAUAUGUGUCUCCUCAUUUGUUCUUAUGUCAAUCGAUAAGAGUUGGACGUCUUUGAGAAAUCGUAAUAGUGAUGAGUAUUGGAACGGUCUCCAAUGGAUUUUCCAUGGGGAGGUGGAUGAAGUUUUUGUCGAAGAGGUAAUCGAGGAUAAUGAAGAUGUAGAUGAGAUGAUCGACAUCAUUGACGAUUUUAUCUUACUGGAAAAUACAGAGGAAGCAGAUGAGGUGAAUGGCAGUCGAAUGGGUCAGUAUUACGAUGAGUUGUUCGACGAUAUUGAAGCCGAGUUGUAUCCGGGUUGCAAUUGGAUAUCAUCCCUUAACUUUUUGGCAAAGUUGAUGCACUUGAAAUUUAAGGGGAAGUGA
Messenger RNA from Humulus lupulus (European hop), 2448 nucleotides. Its product is annotated as zinc finger BED domain-containing protein RICESLEEPER 2-like. NCBI's taxonomy places the organism in Eukaryota, Viridiplantae, Streptophyta, Magnoliopsida, Rosales, Cannabaceae. Bases 1 to 2448 code for a protein of 815 amino acids. The record is from RefSeq and is a predicted model, not a curated record. Gene Ontology annotation, molecular function: DNA binding; protein dimerization activity. The transcript is spliced from 6 exons.